Molecule: messenger RNA, 2109 nt
Organism: Acipenser ruthenus (sterlet)
Lineage: Eukaryota; Metazoa; Chordata; Actinopteri; Acipenseriformes; Acipenseridae
Product: aminopeptidase B-like
Exons: 11
Coding region: 117-2003 (628 amino acids)
Biological process (GO): proteolysis
Molecular function (GO): zinc ion binding; metalloaminopeptidase activity
Source: RefSeq, a predicted model, not a curated record
GUGGCAACCGUUGCACCUUUAUACAGUGCAGCUUGAGUGACGUGUUUUUCUAACGACGCUGUUUUCUUUGAGGAACAGAAAUCCUCUCAUUACCGAAGAGCCGCUGCAGUUGUAAAAUGGAAAAUUCGGAUCUAGCGCUUCAUUCGGAUAACGCGGAAGACGUGGCCACGUCCUCUAGUUUCCGUCAGUUUCAGCUCCGACACUUUCAUCUGGAGCUGGACGUGGAUUUUGACAAGAAGAACGUCUCCGGGAGAGAGCGGCUGGAUUUGAAAUGCAUGCGGGACUCCCCAGAGGAGCUGGUGCUGGACAUACACCCCACUCUGGUAGUGGAGGCGGUGUCCUAUUCGCCGGGUAAAGCCGGUAACGCAGACUCGAUCAAAAUCGAGCAUGAAACGCGGAGCUUUACAAGCUACGGGACUUCGCUGGUUUUGAAAUUCCCUGUUCAAUGGAAACCAGGAGACGAGUUCCGCGUUGACAUUGAGUACACUGCAACUGACGGGCCGGGGGUGUGCUGGCUGGAUCCAGAGCAGACCGCGGGGAAGAACAAACCCUUUAUGUUCACCCAGGGUCAGGCGGUCCUGAACCGAUCCUUCUUCCCGUGCUUUGAUACCCCCGCUGUGAAAAGCACUUACACGGCCACGGUGAAGGUGCCGGAGGGGUUUACAGCGGUGAUGAGCGCGACCUCCCGGGAGCACAGGCAGGCAGACCGCACCUUCCUCUUCAGCAUGGUGCAGCCGGUCCCCUCCUAUCUGGUGGCCCUCGCGGUCGGGGACCUCGUCUCUGCGGACGUGGGGCCCAGGACACGCGUGUGGACUGAGCCCUGCCUCCUCCAGGCUGCUCAGCAGGAGUACGACGGGGUGAUCGAGGAGUUCCUCGCCGUCGCAGAGAAGCUGUUUGGACCCUACGUGUGGGGCAGGUACGACGUGCUGUUCAUGCCCCCCUCCUUCCCGUUCGGGGGCAUGGAGAACCCCUGCCUCACCUUCGUCACCCCCUGCCUGCUGGCCGGGGAUCGCUCCCUGGCUGACGUCAUCGUGCACGAGAUCUGCCACAGCUGGUUCGGCAACCUGGUCACCAACGCCAACUGGGGGGACUUCUGGCUGAACGAGGGCUUCACCAUGUACGCACAGCGGAGAGUCUGCACCCAGAUCUACGGCGCUGCCUACGCCAGUCUGGAAGCCGCUACGGGCCGAUCUCUCCUCCGGCAGCACAUGGACACCACCGGAGAGGAGCACCCUCUCAACAAGCUGCGUGUGCAGAUCAAGCCAGGCGUGGACCCCGAUGAUACGUACAACGAGACCCCCUAUGAGAAGGGGUUCUGCUUCGUGUCCUACCUGGCUCACCUGUGCGGGGAGCAGAGCCGAUUCGACGCCUUCUUGAGGGGCUACGUGGACAAGUUCAAGUUCCGCAGCAUUCUGGCUGAAGACGCUCUGGAGUUCUACCUGGAAUAUUUCCCUGAUCUGAAGGAGAAAGGGGUUCACGAAAUCGCAGGGCUGCAGUUUGAGAGCUGGUUGAACACUCCGGGCUGGCCCCCCUACCUGCCUGACCUCUCCCCAGGGAUGACCCUCAUGAAGCCCGCUGAGCAGCUGGCACAGUUGUGGGCUACAGAGACCCUGGACCUCCCUGCCAUCAAGGCUGUGGACACCAGCUCCUGGAAGACCUACCAGACUGUCUACUUCCUGGACAAAAUCCUGGAGAACUCUCCCUUGCCCACAGGGAACGUGCAGCAGCUCGAGGAGCUGUACCCCAACGUGUCGAAGGCGAGGAACGCGGAGCUGCGUCUGCGCUGGGCUCAGAUAGUCCUGAAGAAUCACCACGAGCCGCAGUUCCACCAAGUCAGGAGCUUCCUGCACUCCCAGGGAAAGCAGAAGUACACCCUCCCCCUCUACAGAGCCAUGUGGAGCGGGACAGAGCAAACCAAAGCCAUGGCGAUGGAGAUAUUCUCCUCUACAGCCAAGCAGCUGCACUCCAACGUUCGCAGCUAUGUGAAGAGAAUCCUGUCCUGAGCCCUGCCUCCUCCAGCCCUCCGGAGAGAGAGAGAGUCCUUUCACUUUUUAUAUUCCAUCCUCAACGGGCAUCGCUUUUCUAUAAUAAAACAUUCAGUCGAGUUUA